AUGGAAAACAACCUAUCAGAUCUGAUUUUUAAUGAAUCAGAAUUCUUAGACUUCAAUUGGGAUAAUAAAAGCCUAACUAAGCCUUAUGAAGAAUCUAAUCUUCCAAAAUGCGUUUUAUGUGGCAAGUUUGUGUUUGAGAAUGAUUCAGAUCGUGGACCAUAUAAAAGGCUGAAAAAGUCUGAUAUUGAGAUAUCUGUACCACAGCCUUUUUUGUGUGAAAAUUGCUUAAAAUUGAAUAAUUCUGAACUAAAUAGCUUGAGAGAUAUAUCAUUUUAUAUUAAAUAUCUAUUCAUUCUGCUGAUACAUAAUAAAUUUAAGCUAAAUUAAUUAAAUUAUUAUGGGUUUUUUCUUCCAAAAUCAAAAGGCUAGUUAAGCGAGAGCAAGCAAAAAGAAAAAUCCUAAAGAACCCAGAAAUUGAAAAUCCAAUCCCGCUAGAAGAUAACCCAAAAAAGCAAGAAAGGCAGCUUAAAAACCGACUAGCAGCCCAACAAAGCAGAGAUAAACAUAAAAUAUUUGUGAGUAAUUUAAUACAAGAAAAUGAGCAGCUUAAAUCAGAAAACCAAAAACUCCAGACAAUUAAAGCUGAAAACUCGCUAUUGAAAAAGCAUCUUUCUCAAUUUUUUUUAAAAAAUAACGAAAUUUCGCUGUUUAAAAAAGCUGCUAAAGGGGUUACAAUAGCGCUAGCUACUAUUGUUUCAAUAAUGAUUCUUGCAAAUACACUUGAAAAUACUAUUGAAAACUGUAUGAAUUUGCAAAAAUUCAAUUUAGAUGAUUAUAAAGAUUUAUCUGGGAAAAGUGUCAAGGAUGCAGCGAAUUCUAUGCUUUUCUGCUUUGGGAUAGAUCUAAGUGCUUUUCUUCCUUGUGAAGAAAGAAAUAUAAAUUCAGAGUUAUUAAGUAGCCAAUAUUUUAUAUACCUAUAAAGCAUUCCUAUUAGUUGAUUUAGUUCGAUAUUGAUAUAAUAAAUAAGAAAACGAAUAGCCAGUAGGAAUGUUUUUAUUGAUUGCAAUAGGUAUAGAAAACUCAAAUAAUGAUCUUCACAAUACAAUAUUUUGUCCUGAAGCUAUUCUUUUAUCUGAUAAAAAUGAAAAUUCAAAACAAAUAAAGUUUAUAUUCCCUAACUCCCCCCCCCCUCCGUGAGCGAACAAAACCAUUAGAAAAAUCGCCAUUUUUUGACCAAAAACCCACCCUCCGUGAGUGAACAAAAAUUUUUUUAAUAAUAAAAAAAUUUUAAUGGAAAAAAAUUUUUGAUAUAUAAGUGAUAAUUAGUAUAAUGAAAUCUAGAGCUAAUUCUGUUUAAUUUUAAACAAAUUGCGUUUUAAAACAUAAAUUUUGCAAAUUAAAUUAAUAUUUGCUUCCCAAUUUUUGCAAAUUAGGGAUUUUUUUAAAUUUCGAAAAAAAAUAUUUUUUAUAAAAAUUUAUAUAUAAAUUUUUUUUUUAAAAAAAAAAUUAAAACCCCCCUCCGUGAGCGAACAAAAUUUUUUUGUUCGCUCACGGAGGGGGGGGGGGGAGUAAAGAUAAUUUCUCGUCGAUUAUUGACAUAGCUAGAAAAUCACCAAGCCCAUAUGUAUCAAUGUCAGUACCCACAUCACAUUUAAUCUUAUAG
Molecule: messenger RNA, 1603 nt
Organism: Blepharisma stoltei
Lineage: Eukaryota; Ciliophora; Heterotrichea; Heterotrichida; Blepharismidae
Source: the annotation of a GenBank genome assembly